AGGUUUUCAAAUUCCUAGGCUUUAAUCGCACUGCCUACACAGUGAAUCUCCAUCCUCUCGUUCCUCUUCUUCCCCGUAUUGUUACAAAACUAGGGUGUCGGCUUGCGAUCUUCCACAAAAUUCGAUUAUACCUAGAAUCCUCGUGCUCCUCUUACUAUUAUUCACAACCAACUAGAUCCCGCAAUUCCAAUACUCUAUCCAUUUAUCGUUUGAUUAUACAAUUGCCACCAACAGCUUUGCAGAUGCAUAAUGGCCAUUUGCCGUCUUAUAUCUGGUGCUAUAUAUCUUCUUAGGAUGGUCCGUUGAUACAUCUUUAUGGGUUAUCUGAGUAGGUUGUUCUGAAGUUUCCUCAGUUUUUUGAUGGGUGCACCUAAGCAGAAGUGGACUUCAGAAGAAGAAGCUGCUCUUAAAGCUGGGAUACUUAAGCACGGGCCAGGUAAAUGGCGCACGAUUCUCAAGGAUCCAGAAUUUAGUGGAGUAUUGUGUUUGCGUUCAAAUGUAGAUCUCAAGGACAAGUGGAGGAACAUGACUGUGAUGGCAAAUGGUUGGGGUUCGCGAGAGCAAGGAAGGUUGUCUGUCAAAAGGAUGAAGGCCCCUAAACAGGAUGGGAGUCCUGUGACUGAUACGACUGCUGCUGAAAGUGAUGAGGAAGCUGCUGAAGCGAGGCCAGCCGCAACUUCUAGUGGUUCUCCUCAGAUACAUGGUUCAAAAAGAUCUAUGAUAAGGUUGGAUAAUCUUAUAAUGGAGGCUAUAAGCAGCUUGAAGGAGCCAGGUGGUUCCAACAAGACUACAAUAGCUGAAUACAUAGAGGACCAAUACUGGGCGCCUCCAAACUUUAAAAGGCUACUGUCAGGGAAACUGAAGUACUUAACUGCAACAGGAAAACUUAUCAAGAUGAAGCGUAAGUAUAAAAUAGUACCUACGUCGACACCAUCCGACAGUAGAAGAAACCCGUCCAUUACACUUUUGGACAGCAGGCAGAGGAUCUUCUCCAAGAUUGAUCGGGAUGAUACGAACGUGUUUAGUACAUCUCAGAUAGAUUUAGAGCUAGCUAAAAUGAGGAACAUGACACCUCAAGAGGCUGCAGCUGCUGCUGCACAAGCAGUUGCUGAAGCAGAAGCAGCCAUAGCUGAUGCUGAGGAGGCUGAUAGGGAGGCUGAGGCUGCUGAAGCUGAUGCUGAAGCUGCAGAAGCCUUUUCAGUAGCUGCAAAGAAGACACUACAUGGGAGAAGUGCCCCAAGGAUGAGAGAACUACUUCACCUAGCUCUGGAUAGUACAAUUGCACCACCCUGCACUGGCUUGAGGAAUUGGAAGUUGUAGGCUCUGCAUACUCAUCUUCCUUUAUUCUAAUUUUGCAUUAGAGAGAUUUCUAAGCUCUCAAUGUUGUGUUUGCUAUGAGAUUUUUUCUUUUUACUCUUUUGGGGGUUUGGGGGGAGGGUGGGUUCCUUUUGGUAGCUGAUUCAUUUGGGAUUCUUCUUUUUAUUGGGGGUGAGGGUGCGGGGUAAGAGAUAGGAGGCGAGUUGCCACGAAGGGCCUGAAGCAAAUCCUCCAGUAUCUCUGAUAAUCUUGUUGGUUACAGCAGGUUGUGUCAAAAGUGUACCGAUUGAAAAGUUGGAAUGAUAAAUCACUUCACAUCAAUGCUUCAAUGGUGUUCAAUGAGAGCAAGAAAAGCCAGACAAGUAUUGAUAUGUUUGUAUUUAUCUGCUUUCUAGUUGAUUAGGUGGUUACUACUACCUAUGUACAUUAGGUGCUUUACAGAGUUUAUGGAAUUUACCUAAGAUGUUUACACUGUCUCGACGCAACUUGAUUAUCCUCGCUGAUGUACAAUGUCCAAAGCCUGCUAUGCUAUUAUUCCUUGGUUCUUUUUC
Molecule: messenger RNA, 1868 nt
Organism: Lycium barbarum (goji berry)
Lineage: Eukaryota; Viridiplantae; Streptophyta; Magnoliopsida; Solanales; Solanaceae
Product: telomere repeat-binding factor 1-like
Exons: 7
Coding region: 361-1320 (319 amino acids)
Biological process (GO): nucleosome assembly
Cellular component (GO): nucleosome
Molecular function (GO): double-stranded telomeric DNA binding
Source: RefSeq, a predicted model, not a curated record